Neocloeon triangulifer is the source of this 1506-nucleotide messenger RNA. It is a transcript of the gene mRpS22, whose product is annotated as small ribosomal subunit protein mS22. The record is from RefSeq and is a predicted model, not a curated record. Bases 197 to 1246 code for a protein of 349 amino acids. The transcript is spliced from 7 exons. Lineage: Eukaryota; Metazoa; Arthropoda; Insecta; Ephemeroptera; Baetidae. Gene Ontology annotation, cellular component: mitochondrial small ribosomal subunit. Gene Ontology annotation, molecular function: structural constituent of ribosome.
ACCCCUCCCACUUCAGCACUUCACAUGUUUCACGUUUGUCAAAACAAAAGUCGAAAUCAAUUUUUAUUUUUGUUAAACAUUUCAGAGGAAAUAAUAACUCAAUAUAUUUAAAAACAGUUAUUUGAUACUAAAAAAUAUGAACUUUUUCUAAAGCAGGGAAAUUUUUGUGCCAUUUUCUGUCUCUGCUGCAUUCAUCAUGCUUGUCUCCAACUUGCUGAAACAAUGUUUAAAAACCAACCACAGAAAUAAUUUGCGACUCACACGGCAUUUUGCAAAUAAUAAUGUUGCUGAUGGGAAGCAAGAUGAAGAGAGCGAUGGAAGACGGAGCACGUUGUUUUUCAACCCUCGAGUGCAACAACUUCUCAAAGAUCUGACGACUGUGGAUCUUGAAAAGGUUUUCCAAGCCAAGAAAUAUCAGGAAAAGCUGAGGACUCCAAAAUACAAGUUCAUGACGACGGAAGAGUUGGAAGAGGCUCUGCAAGAAACAGCUCAAAAAGCAGAAGAACAGCUCCAGAUGCCGCCUGUCCUUCCCAGACGUGAAGAAAAGACAGAAAUUCUGGCCCGAGACUCUUUGCUGAAAGACUGGGAUCCUGAAAAAUCCACUUAUAUUUUCACAGACAUCACGUUUGGGCUAUCAGACCAAGAACGAUUGAUUGUGAAAAGGGAUCCUGAAGGAACACUCAGCAAAGCAACAUGGGAAGAAAGGGACAGAAUAAAUCAACUGUAUUUCCCCUUCCCAGGAAGAAAGUGGAUAAUGCCAAAAAUGUUUGAACCCGAAUACCUAGAAGAUUUGCUGAAGAGGGAGGAGUACAUGUUCAUUUUGGACAGAGCAUGUGUCCAGUUUGAACCCAAUCACCCUGAUUAUAUUGAUUGCACUCAGAAAACCUAUGAAUAUAUUAACGAGAAAAAAGCUUUUGAUAAACUGAGAUCAACCAGGCAUUUUGGCCCCAUGGCUUUCCAUUUAGCCUCGACAAAGCAAAUUGAUAACUUGGUCCUGGAAUGCUUGCAAAAGGAGAGAAUUGAUGAUGCAGCCCGAGCGGUUCAGCUGUUACAUUUGAUACACCCUGACUGUGCGUCAGUUGACGUUCCGUUGAGUGAACAAAAUAAACUGGAAUUUUUGAAGAAUUACGCUAAGAAAGACAGCAAAAAACACGGGGCCAUUGAAUUGGCCAUCCAGGCUUAUGAAGAGUUAAAUCGUCAAAAGGAAGAGGUAAAGAGAAAUGUCGAAGAAGCUCACGGAAGCUAAGUAGGUGGAUUGAUUAAUGUUAUAUAAUAAUUCAUUAAAACUGAUAGUCACAUUGACCUUUUAAGAAGCUACAACUUUUAUUGAUUUGUAAAAGAACAUUAUUUAUUUUAUAUAAGAAAAUUUGAUCUUUAAAACGUCAUCACAUUCAAUUAUUGUUUUGAACUUGAAAAAAAAGAUAUUCGAUCAGAUCUUUGAUUUUCUCUAUUCUCUAUUAAGUUGGCACAGCAAAAACUACAAAAAAUAAACUUGUUCUUGAAACC